UGCAUCACUACUUCGCAGCUGAGCCGAAAGACAAGGGAGACGUGUCACGAAAGUGGCGAAUUGGGUUUUCACGCUAAUUUUGCCCUAAAUUUUUACCCAUUUUCGUUGUGACCAGUGACAUAUCUUUACCGGUUUUCCUUGGAUUACUACUUCAACUUGCAGUCGCGCACAGCCCGGGCAGCGGUGUCGGGAGCGGCCAUGGCCAGCCGGGCAGGAUCAGCACAGCGGCCCAACGGCGGACAGCAGGGCAAGAUCUGCCAGUUCAAGCUGGUGCUGCUCGGAGAGUCGGCCGUCGGAAAGUCGAGCUUGGUGUUGCGCUUCGUCAAAGGACAGUUCCAUGAAUUCCAGGAGAGCACAAUCGGAGCCGCCUUCUUGACACAGACUGUAUGUCUGGACGAGACGACGGUGAAGUUUGAGAUCUGGGACACCGCAGGCCAGGAGCGGUACCACAGCCUGGCGCCUAUGUACUACCGCGGCGCGCAGGCCGCCAUUGUCGUCUACGAUAUUCAGAGUCAGGACACAUUCGCGCGCGCCAAGACGUGGGUAAAAGAGCUGCAGCGUCAGGCCUCACCCAACAUCGUCAUCGCGCUGGCCGGCAACAAGGCUGACCUGGCCAACAAGCGGAUGGUGGAGUAUGAGGAAGCGCAGGCGUACGCAGAGGACAACGGCCUGCUCUUCAUGGAGACCUCAGCCAAGACGGCCAUGAACGUCAAUGAGAUAUUCCUAGCCAUAGCCAAGAAGCUGCCGAAGAGCGAGCCGGGCGGCGGCGCGGCGGGCGCCGGCAGCGGCCGCACGCUCUCCGAUGGUGACGGCGACCCGCGCGCCUCGGCCGGCUGCUGCAACAAGUGAUAGCCGCCGCCGGCCGACACGGCGAGAUGGUGCACGGACGGGACGGCCGCCGACCGACUCGGUCUGCUGGAGGCGCGUGGGACGGAGGAGGGUGCCGCCGCCCGGCGUCUCUGCACAUUCCCGCCGCCGCCGCCGCCGCUGCCGCACCGCGCGGCCCACCUACCACCAGCGUCAGUGCAUGUGAUACGAUGGGCGUGUGCGAGCGCGCGCGCGCGUGGUGGUCUUUUGUAUGGGUGACCGGCUGGACGGGACGGCGUCGCUCGCCGGACGGCGGCCACUGCGAGCGGUCGGCACCGGCGCUAGGCACGUGUUUUAUUUUGUUAAGCAUCUAUCGGUUUUGUUAAGUUAAAUGUAAAAAUGGUAUCUGAUUGUAUUUGUAUUUUAUGGCGGUGGCGCCGCGGCCAGCCGGCCGGUGCCGUCACCAUGGACGCUGACCUUACUGAAGUCGUCGCUUACUCUGCCACCGACAAAAUAGAGCACCGCAAAACACGGUCCGCGCGGACGAAUCAUGCAAUGAAGACCAAUACCCAAGAGCUAGUGUUUUAGAGCGAAAUCGUUGGCGCGGAGAUCCCUAGCGCGUGUGGUCACGAGGCAGCGGUCGUAUUACUCUCCUCUCGGAAACUCGCUUCUCGUGGCUUCUUCCUCUGUGUGGUGUAUUCAUUGCAUUACGGCGGGCGUCUCCGGUGUUGUGUGGGAGCCGUCCCCGCGCGGGAGGGUGCGGCCUGCGGAACUGCUCUGUCCUCGGCGCGGAUCAACUAGGGCGCACCGGGCGGCGCCUGUUCGCGGCGGCGGCCGCCAGGGGCGCUGCAGUCGUCUGCCGACCGCUCACCCCCUGUAAGCGGCGGGACUGGCGUUACGCGCUGCGCUACUAUAUCGUAAUGUACAUAGCGACAAAAUAUACAUACUAUUCAUGA
This is a messenger RNA of Amphibalanus amphitrite, 1763 nucleotides long. It is a transcript of the gene Rab5, whose product is annotated as ras-related protein Rab-5B-like. The record is from RefSeq and is a predicted model, not a curated record. Lineage: Eukaryota; Metazoa; Arthropoda; Thecostraca; Balanomorpha; Balanidae. Gene Ontology annotation, molecular function: GTPase activity; GTP binding. Bases 199 to 849 code for a protein of 216 amino acids. The transcript has 6 exons.